This is a messenger RNA of Atta colombica, 6761 nucleotides long. RefSeq names its product phosphatidylinositol 4-kinase alpha (gene Pi4KIIIalpha). Gene Ontology annotation, cellular component: plasma membrane; cytoplasm. The coding region runs from base 1 to 6378 and encodes 2125 amino acids. Lineage: Eukaryota; Metazoa; Arthropoda; Insecta; Hymenoptera; Formicidae. Gene Ontology annotation, biological process: phosphatidylinositol-mediated signaling; phosphatidylinositol phosphate biosynthetic process. Gene Ontology annotation, molecular function: 1-phosphatidylinositol 4-kinase activity. The record is from RefSeq and is a predicted model, not a curated record. The transcript is spliced from 23 exons.
AUGAUGGCGGAUGAGAGAUUGUUUUUCUCGAAUGCCGUCCAACAAUUGGCAAGAUGUUUGGCCGCUAUCAAACCCACGCCGUGGGAAAAAGUAGCAAAACUGUACAAAUUAUGUCCGCAAGAUUCCGGUCAAGGUGUAUUUCGUCUGGAUCAAAGGGGUCAGGAUGCGACUAUUGCAUUAGGGAUUUAUUUUUUGGAGUCUGGUCUGCAACACCGGGAUAAAAUUUUGCCCUAUCUCUUGAGAUUGUUACGUGGUCUUCCAAAGGCGGUAUGGCGGGACGAGGUAAAAUGUUCGCUCGCCGAACGAGUACCGGUUGCGGAACGUUUCAGUUUCUGUUUGAACACAUUGCUGAGCGACGUGGCAGCCAGAUGUGAACCGGUACGAGAAGAAAUCAUCUCGACGCAGGUCGAGAUACUCGCUGUCCUGACUAAUCUAAUACGCGGAUACAAGGAUCAAAAUAGCAGUAGGGGCUUGCAAGCAAAGAUAUCACUAUGCAAAUGUCUGGUUCCGGUGCUAAUUGGUCUGGCAAGAUCAAUGGGUCGCUUUGCAUGUACGGAUCCACCGUUGCUUUGCCGCAUUUUUCCACGACGAGAAACACCCUCACCGGUGGGCAACACAGAAAAUCGCUUGAUGCCCGAUAAGAAACAGCACAGUUUUUCAAACUUCAGGCCCAUCAUCCCACGAUCUCUGAGCGGCAAUUUUAAUUCUUGUCUCGACAAUGCAUUUCCAGGCUAUGAUAGUCACGAUUAUAACUGCGGCAAAAGACCGUCACUGCAAUCCUUCUUGUCAGUUCCGUAUGAUCCGACAACAUAUUUCUUCAGCCGUUAUGGGUCGAGUUUCAAUCAGUUUCCACAGAUGCGUUGUAACGAGAGUCCCGAAAGAAGGGCCGGGAUGCAAUUUACUGUGGUGCAUUUACAGAGUGUGCUAGCUUUGGCCAAAAAAUUACUUACCAAGGAAAUCUUGACAUUUCUAGACGAAGAAGCGCAGCAAGUGUACAAUUCUGGUCAAGUACAUAUUUUCCCAUAUCGUACUUUCAGCGAGACGAUGAAUCUAGUGAUGGUGGCUCUAUUGCGCGAGUUGUUACAAAAUCAGCGCGACUUACCAGCUCCAUUCACGAGGGACGUGCAGGAGUUCGUGAAAGGUCUAUUUCUUUCGGGUCAAACGGAACUGCAAUCACGGCAGCAUGACGCGAGCGAGCGCGAAGACAUCGACACGAAUUUCCGGACCGUAAAUCGCUUUAAGGUGAACGUAAUGGCCAACUCCGCGUGCGUGGAUCUGCUGGUCUGGGCAAUUGGUGAUGAAACAGUAUCCGGCGAAUAUGAUUUGUCCGCGCUGUUCGCAGAUAUCAGUUCAAUGCUGAUCGGCAAGGGUGCAGAUAGUUUGUGUGGACGGCUCGUGGAGAAGAUUAAUUCCAAUCAUGGGCCCAAGCUUGUAUUGGCGCACAUGCCAUUGCUGAUGGUUUGUCUUGAAGGAUUGGGAAAAUUGGCACAGAAAUUUCCCAAUAUAGCCAGCACGUCUAUAUAUUAUUUACGAGACUUCCUAAUUGCACCAUCGCCAAUUCUUUUGAAACUAUAUCGACAGCACAGUGAAUAUUCCAUGAAGGAACAUCAAUUUAAAGUGUUGGUUCAAGGAAAGGAAAUAAGCGAUUCAAAGCAGACGACAUCAUCAGUACACACGGCAUUUGAAAAACUUCGCGACGCGGCCAUCGGCAAUCUCUGCAUCGCUCUGGAAGCCGCGCAUUCCGUGAAUCCGGACUGCGUUCCAGCGCUCGUGGCCAGUGUCUCGAACAGAUUAUACACUGCAGACAUAUCCGACGGCGAGAGCGACGAGAAAUUGAAGAACGAAGUGGUGUCAAAGAACAUUGUGAUCAUGUUGGGUCACGUCGCCGUGGCGCUAAAGGACACCCCGAAAACGAUGCGCACGAUUUUCCCAUUUUUUCAACAGCUCUUCUGCCGUACUCCCAGCGAUCUCGAUUUCCUCAUAGUGGAUCAAUUGGGUUGCAUGAUCAUUGCUAAGUGCGAACCAAAGAUUUAUGAAGGAAUAAUGCAGAUGUUCUCCAUGUCAUUGGGAUCGAGUACAGCAACAUAUGCCGCGAGCGACGAUCGCAAACAGUACUGUCAUGUAUCCAAGGCGGUUACCAAUGCCUUAGCAAACAUAGCGGCGAAUCUGCAGGGUGAGUCGGAAUUGGACGAUUUGUUGCUUCAUCUUCUAGAACUCUUCGUGCAGUUGGGUCUUGAGGGUAAACGUGCCAGCGAUAAAAUGCCGAAUAGUAUCGCGACGAAAACAGCUAGUAGCGCCGGAAAUCUAGGAGUUCUCAUCCCCGUGAUUGCGAUAUUAAUGCGACGUCUACCGCCAAUCAGACAUCCACAGAAACGACUUCUAAAGCUGUUUAAGGAUUUUUGGUUGUACUGCGUAAUAAUGGGUUUCGCUACCGAUCAUUCCUCGAGAUUGUGGCCAUCCGAAUGGCAUGAGGGCGUUAAAGAAAUCGCCGUCAAGUCACCUUACCUUAUUUCUCAGACCAGUGCCCGUCUGGAAAUGCGAGAGUUGCAGUAUACAUCGGCGGUGCGCAAUGACAGUGUCUCAUUGAAUGAGCUACAAGAGCUGCGGAGUCAAGUAUUGAAGAUAAGCACUCGUACAAACGACAUAUCAGCAUAUGUGACUAAAUUACAAUUUGCGCAAUGCACAUACUUGCUCUCCGUCUAUUGGUCAGAGACCUUACGGGUGGCUAACAGUUCUGAACCGAGUCUGCAACCAAUAAUGGAAUACUUAUGCGACACCGAUUUACAGAAGGACAAGAGCGGUAUGUGGCAGUGCAUAUGCUGUAUAGCGGAUUCUGUAUUUGCAAAAUUCAAGGAUGUGAUGCAACGUAAACCGAAGGAUGAGCAACGUGAGAAAGAGCUCGAGAAUCAUGCGCAAUUUCUGCUGGUGCGUUUUAAUCACGUUCACAAGUUGAUUAGGCGGGUGGCGGAUAAAUACCUCAGUGCUUUAGUGGACGCUUUUCCACAUCUGUUGUGGAACUGCAAAGUUCUUUGGAGUAUGUUGGACAUAUUACAGAUUUUAUCGUACUCAUUACAACUUGAUCCAAAUGAAGAAACUCCUAGCUUAAGAAUACCUGGCACGCCAUACAGCAUUGAGUUGAUGAAUACUCUUGAAGCAAGAGAGAUUAUCGUGAAGGAUUUUACCGCAAGAUGCAAGGGCAUUGUACAGGAAGCCAUGAAGUGGGCACCGCAAGCUACCAAGUCGCAUUUACAAGAAUACAUUAAUCAAAUACCGUCUUCUGGCAUGCGAAAUCAUUCUGGUUUAUCGCUGGCUAUUGACUCAGUCCUUGAAUUUGUGGAUACUGCAAUUCCCACAAUAGUUCCAGCAAAUACAAAUUCCUUGGAUAAGAGGCCACGCGGUCCAAAGGGCGCAAGUUCGUGGUUGCUGUCGAUGAUGUCUACAAGAUCAUGGCACGCCGGUGAAGUAGCGGGUAUGCUCGCCCUUGCGCGCACCGAAUCGCCAACCGCGGAAAUGACUCUCGAAGAGUGCAGGGAUAAAGUCGUCGAGAGAUUGAUCGAAGCUGUUCGCCGCGCCUGUCAGGAUCGCGACGAUACUACCCAUCGAGGAGCUCUUUGGCGUGCUACCGCUCUUUUAAUAUCCAUGCCUGGUAUACACAGACGAUUAUUACACACGGUUGCAUGCUCGCAGAUAGAAUUGUUCACAACCGCAGCCAUGACCACAGCGGUUGAGUGCUGGCAGUGGAUCUUAACUGUACGACCAGAUUUAAAGUUGCGAUUUUUACAAGAGAUGUUACUCGCAUGGCAGUAUACCGUUGAUAAGAAAAUGGGUCUAUUUACAUCGAACGAGCGAGAGAUCAGUCCUCUUGCGGUCUAUGAGGGUUGCAAACUUGGUCCUAAUCCGCCGUAUGUAAAACCGCACGAUAUCUGGGUGACCUUCAUAGUGGAGCUCGUCGAGACAGCCAAGUACUGUUGCCAGGAGACGGUUGAUAUGAUCGCUUUACUCUUGCAUCGCUCGUUACCUAUGACCGUCGGUGCAUCUGGCGAAGAACCCGGUAUCACACGACAUGUCGCUGCAGUCGGCGUACGUUUUAAACUUCUUUCAUGUGGCUUAGUAUUGCUGCAAGGUGACGUUUUACCAAGAACUUUAAGUAAGAAUGUCCUGCGAGAACGUGUCUAUUCCAAUUGUCUGGAUUACUUCUGCCGAGAACGUCAGUUGCCAACCCAAGAAAUUGAUCAGCUUAGCGAAGACAUAGUUACACUCAUACGUUUUUGGCAGGUGAUGCAUAGCGACAAGAAAUACUUAAUGAUGACAGGAGCCGACAAUGAGUUUGAGAUAGUAACAUCUCAAACUUAUACAACCGCAAUGAUUCCAAGCGAGACAAUUGGUUCGUUAGCUGCCACAUUGGCUCCUACACCAAAUGACUUCUCAAGAUCUUCCAGCAACGUGUGGAUGAGUACUAUGCCUAUGUCGACCAGCACCAAUACAUUGAGCAAACGUAGCAAUCGCAGUAAACGAAUUGUAAAUGCUAAUGUUCUUGUGAAAGAUUACAUCAAGAAGCGAAAUUUGAUUCUCGAGUUGUUAGCGGUUGAAAUUGAAAUGUUACUAGUAUGGCGUAAUCCCAGCGGAAGAGCGGAACUUGCGUUGCAAGGUGAAGUAAGUAUCGCGGAUUGGCGUGCCAAGGGGAUGAACGAUCGCUGGCGAGAAUAUACGCGACUCGCGUGGGAGAUCAGUCCCGUUUUGGCCAUAUUUUUACCAGUGCGAUUAAAGAAUCACGAAGUCAUCAUCAAAGAAAUUUGUGGCUUAGUGCGCCUUAAACCCGUGCCAGUCAUGCAUUUGUCGGAAGCAUUGCAGUAUCUUGUUACAACAGACACGCUUCUCAACGAUGUACCUGAAUUAGUUUAUAUGUUAGCAUGGGAAAGAGUAUCUCCAAUUCAAGCGCUGGCAUUUUUCUCACGACAAUUUCCGCAUCAUCCCAUCUCGGCGCAAUAUGCGGUGCACGUGUUAGACAGCUACCCCGCCGACGCCGUGCUCUUCUAUAUACCUCAACUAGUGCAAGCCAUUCGUCAUGAUUCAAUGGGCUACGUAAUCGAAUUUAUUAAGAAGAUUGCUAAACGAUCACAGGUAGUGGCACAUCAGUUGAUAUGGAAUAUGCACACUAAUGUAUAUACGGACGAGGAUAAGCAGAUAAAAGAUCCGGUACUGUACGACGUAUUAGAUUCGUUGACAAAGAAUAUUCUGAAUGCCCUGUCUGGCCCAGCAAAACAAUUCUACGAGAGGGAGUUCGACUUUUUUGAGAAGAUUACUAACAUCUCGGGCGAAAUUCGGCCGUAUCCCAAAGGGCCAGAACGCAAAGCCGCGUGCUUAGAUGCUUUAGCAAAAGUCCAAGUACAACCUGGUUGCUAUCUACCAUCGAAUCCCGAAGCGAUGGUCAUCGAUAUAGAUUAUCAAAGUGGUACUCCUAUGCAAAGUGCUGCUAAGGCACCAUUUUUAGCGCGCUUCAAAGUACAGAGAUAUGGCAUCAUUGAGCUCGAGAAUAUAGCGCUAGCAGUGUCGACCAACGGAAAAGUCGACAGCAAGAAAGAUACGGAAGAACAGACAUGGCAGGCCGCUAUUUUCAAAGUCGGAGAUGACGUUAGGCAAGACAUGCUCGCCCUGCAAGUGAUCAGCAUCUUUAAGAAUGUAUUUCAGAAAGUUGGGCUGAAUCUCUUCCUGUUUCCCUACAGAGUGGUGGCCACAGCUCCUGGGUGCGGUGUAAUAGAAUGUGUGCCACACGCAACAUCAAGAGAUCAACUUGGCCGUACAACGGACAAUGACAUGUAUCAAUACUUCAUCGCACAACAUGGCGACGAGACGACCAAGGAAUUCCAAAACGUUCGACGCAACUUUGUCAAAUCAAUGGCGGCAUACAGUGUGAUUACCUACCUUUUACAGAUAAAGGAUCGUCACAAUGGCAACAUCAUGAUAGACACCCAAGGCCAUAUCAUACACAUUGAUUUUGGUUUUAUGUUCGAGAGCUCGCCCGGUGGUAAUCUGGGCUUCGAGCCUGAUAUCAAGCUGACUGACGAGAUGGUUCUCGUGAUGGGUGGUAAAAUGGAAGCUGCACCGUUUCGUUGGUUUAUGGAACUGUGCGUGCAGGCUUUCCUCGCAGUUAGGCCUUAUCAGGAAGCUAUCAUCUCUCUCGUCUCUCUCAUGCUCGAUACAGGAUUACCAUGUUUCCGCGGGCAAACUAUUAAACUUCUACGCAGCCGAUUUGUGCCGACCGCCACUGAUCGCGAUGCAGCGAUCUUUAUGAUCAAUGUAAUACGUAAUAGCUACCUCAACUUCCGUACGAAAACUUACGAUAUGAUACAGUAUUAUCAGAAUCAAAUCCCAUAUUGAAUUAUUGUCAGGAAACUUACUUCCGUCUCCUUCCCUUCUUCCUUCCCCGUCCAUGUAAUCGUUAAUAGGCGACGCUUUAUGCUCGCCAUGACUGUUGUUAUUGUAUUAGACUCAACUUUAUUGUACUGCAGUUGUUAGAUAUAUCGCAGUAUAACCACUGACUGUGAAACUGUACAAAUGCAUUGGUGUCAAUAUUACUUUAGUCCUAGUAUUUUACAAAAACGUUUAAUCUUGUAUGUAUGUAAUAAUGUAUCAUAUUUAUCUACGAGAGAUCGCUUAUAUAUGUAUAUGUCUGCCGUAUGCAACACAUUUGUAUACGACUACAUUCCUGUUAUUAAUUUAUGCAUUGUUAAUGGAUAAAAAAUUAAAUUACUUUAAUCAUG